Molecule: messenger RNA, 3590 nt
Organism: Syngnathus typhle (broad-nosed pipefish)
Lineage: Eukaryota; Metazoa; Chordata; Actinopteri; Syngnathiformes; Syngnathidae
Gene: smo
Product: smoothened, frizzled class receptor
Exons: 12
Coding region: 417-2828 (803 amino acids)
Biological process (GO): central nervous system development; positive regulation of smoothened signaling pathway; commissural neuron axon guidance
Cellular component (GO): cilium; dendrite; plasma membrane
Molecular function (GO): patched binding; transmembrane signaling receptor activity
Source: RefSeq, a predicted model, not a curated record
GCUCCAGUUACACUUUUUCAGAUUUUGGGGAUGUGGGGGGAGGGCGAAUCCGCAACUUUCUCAACAUUUUUCCCACUAAAUAAACGCAAUCACCAACUUUUUAUGUGGUCACAUUGUCGACUUUGAUCAUUUUGAACUGGUUUGAGGAUUUUUCCCGAACUCCUAACGAUGGAAUUUAAAGAAGACCCAAAGGGAAAAAAGCACGGAGAGUUUCGUGGAGGAAAAACUUUGUUGGAUCGUCCUUGCGCUCAUCUUUUUGCACCUUUCAGCAAAUAAGCGGAACUAGAAGAAACAUGCCUUUUGAGCCUCGAAGACAAUCGCACUAUUAAAGCAACCCGAUUCCACUUUAUCGUCAUUUUUGCACGAUUCCUCCUUUUCCGUGCCCCCCCCCCCCCCCACCCCCUCUUGCUCCCAAGAUGUCCUCCCAAGUUUGGAGCGCCUUUGUUGGCUUGUACGGGAUGCUUUGCUGCACCGUCGCCGUGCAGCUGUCCCCUAACGGGACCAUAUUUGAGGACAAAUGCAAGGCAACGACGACGUGCGAGGCACUCAAGUACAAUACAUGCCUGGGCUCACCUCUGCCGUACACGCACACGUCCCUGGUACUGGCAGAAGACUCCAGCUCCCAGGAGGAAGCAUUUGAGAAGCUGACCAUGUGGUCUGGUCUGCGGAACGCUCCACGCUGCUGGUCCGUCAUCCAGCCACUGUUGUGCGCCGUCUACAUGCCCAAGUGUGAGAAUGACCGAGUGGAACUGCCAAGUCAGAGUUUGUGUCUGGCCACCCGUCGCCCUUGCAGCAUCGUGGACCAGGAGCGCGGCUGGCCCAACUUCCUCAAAUGCGAAAAAUUCCCAGUGGGAUGCUCGAACGAGGUGCAGAAGCUGAAGUUUAACACGUCGGGUCAGUGCGAGGCCCCGCUGGUGAAGACGGACAUCCAGUCGAGUUGGUACAAAGACGUGGAAGGAUGCGGUAUCCAAUGUGACAACCCGUUGUUCACAGAGGAGGAGCAUGAUGAUAUGCACGCCUACAUCGCCUACUUUGGCACCAUCACCCUCCUCUGCACCUUCUUCACCCUGGCCACGUUUCUAGCCGACUGGAAGAACUCAAACCGCUACCCGGCCGUCAUCCUCUUCUACAUCAACGCCUGCUUCUUCGUGGGCAGCAUCGGUUGGCUGGCGCAAUUCCUGGACGGCGCCCGUGAUGAGAUCGUGUGCAAGAGCGACAACACCAUGAGACUCGGGGAGCCUUCUUCCUCCGAGACUUUAUCCUGUGUGACCAUCUUCAUCAUCGUGUACUACUCGCUCAUGUCGGGAGUGAUUUGGUUCGUGAUGCUGACGUACGCCUGGCACACGUCCUUCAAGGCGCUCGGCACCACCCAGCAGCCACUCACCGGGCGCACGUCUUACUUCCACAUGGUCACGUGGUCCAUCCCAUUCGUCCUCACGGUCGCAAUCUUGGCCAUCGCUGAGGUGGAUGGCGAUUCAGUGAGCGGGAUCUGCUUUGUCGGCUACAAGAACUACAGAUACCGCGCCGGCUUCGUGCUGGCGCCCAUCGGCGUGGUGCUUGUGGUCGGCGGCUAUUUUCUCAUUCGAGGUGUCAUGACCUUGUUUUCCAUCAAAAGUAACCACCCAGGACUACUGAGCGAAAAAGCAGCUAGCAAAAUCAAUGAGACAAUGCUGAGACUUGGCAUAUUUGGCUUCUUAGCUUUCGGGUUUGUUUUCAUCACCUUUGGUUGCCACUUCUACGACUUCUUCAACCAAGCCGAAUGGGAGAGGAGCUUCAGGGAAUAUGUGUUGUGCGAGGCUAACGUCACCAUCGCCUCUCAGACCAACAAACCAAUCCCGGAGUGCACCAUUAAAAACCGACCCAGUUUGAUGGUGGAAAAAAUCAACCUGUUCUCCAUGUUUGGCACCGGCAUCGCCAUGAGCACGUGGGUGUGGACCAAGGCCACCAUUCUCAUCUGGAAGCGCACCUGGUGCAAGAUCAUCGGGCGUGGUGACAACGAACCUAAGAGGCUCAAGAAGAGCAAGAUGAUCGCAAAGGCCUUCGCCAUGCGGAAGGAGCUGCACAAGGACCCCGAGAAGGAGCUCUCGUUUAGCAUGCAUACCUUGUCACAUGACGGACCUGUCGCCGGAAUCAACUUCGAGAUCAAUGAGCCGUCUAACGACAUGUCGUCGGCUUGGGCGCAGCACGUGACCAAGAUGGUGGCCCGGCGAGGCGCCAUUUUGCCUCAGGACAUCUCAGUCACUCCCACAGGAACGCCGGUUCCGCCCCCAGAGGAGAGGAACAGGUUGUGGAUGGUGGAGGCCGAAAUCUCCCCAGAGAUGAUAAAGCGGAAGAAGAAGAAAAAGAAAAGAAGGAAGGAGGUGAAUGCAGCCGCAGAAGAACCAGCGACGGCGGACCACCAAGUGUAUCCCCAGCGGGAGUUUGGUCGCAGUUCGGUGCCCCGCCUCCCGAAGCUGCCCUCCCACCCCAGCCUGGUGGCCAACCUGAAGGAGCAGCAGAGGCGACAGCAGAUGCUGGAGGACGACGUCCUGCCAGGAUCCUAUCCGGAUUUUCCGUCUUUGCCCGGUGAUGAGCGCUUUUGCCGCUUACCGCCCUAUCAGAGCGCUCGGAGCAGCUACGCCCGCGGUGGGUUCUCGGACCGCCCGGAGGACCUCGGCUUAGGCCCGCGCUGCCUGCCCAGCACCUCCUCUUGCAUCCAGGAGGGGCUGUCAGAGAGAAUGGCGCACGUGGCGAGGGUACCCGCUGGACGGCGGGUCGGCUACGGCCCCAUUCACUCGCGGACGAACUUGAUGGAGGCGGAGCUUAUGGACGCCGAAUCAGACUUUUAAAUUUGCACUGACAGCUAAAGAAAAAGUGCUGGAUACUUUCAAAACUUAAGUGCACCUAUGUUUAUUUUUACAAAUCUUUUUUUUUUGUAUUUUUAAGGAAAGGGAUGACAGGAGAAAAGAAAACAUAUUUUUGUACUGCUAAGUCCGAUACAGCUUCCUUGGCAACUUUAUGAUGGAACACAAAUGAGGCAGCUACAAAAUGGCUUGAAAGAAUAGACUGUGUAGAUUAUGAAAAAACAAGCAGCCUUAUACCAUCUUUAAGGCUGGUUUAAAAAAAUGUCUUCUUUUAAUUAGCAACCUUAAUUUUUUAAUCACAUGAAGCACGUAGCAAUCUCUCAAUUUCUUUAAUUACUUAAAUAUCGACAAAAAUCCAUGUACUGCAUUCCCUUUUCAGUAUUUGUGAGCAUGUAAGUUGUCACAGAGUGGAUGUCACACUAAGGGUAUUAUUUGUACAGAUUUAUAUAUGUUUGAUUUUAUAAACAAAAAAAGGGGACAUGAGCAAAGACAAUGCUGUCAUUGUACGCUGUAACCAAAAUGUUUUUAUUGACAUUACUCUAGGUCAGUGCUUCUCAAUUAUUUUCUGUUACGCCCCCCCCUAGCAAGAAGAAAACUAUUCGCGCCCCCCCUCCCCACCGUGACUAUCCUAACUUGUCACCCAAGGGGGGCGCGCCCCACUAUUUGAGAAGCACUGGCCUAGGUGACUGAUUCACAAUUUGGUUUUGUCUGAUAUCAGAUAUUAAAUAAAGAAAGCCAACUGGCUGA